GUCACAUUUGAUAAGGAGAGCUACUCACAGGAGGACUUGUCAGCCCCCAACCGAUUUAUAGACAAUCUCUCUGGCCCUGAAUUAAGAUAAUUCAUCCGAGGCUGGAGAAGAUGACGAAGAUAUUGAUCAUGCUUGUUCUUGCCAUGAACUGCUGGCCUUGCUCAGGCUUCCCUGUGUACGACUAUGAUCCGUCCUCCGUGCGGGAAGCCCUGGGUGCCUCCGUGGCCAAGGUGAAUGCCCAGUCACUGAGCCCAUACCUGUUCCGGGCAUUCAGAAGCUCCGUGAGAAGAAUCAACGUCUUGGAUGAUGAUACCUUGAGCAUGGAUUUAGAAUUCAGCAUUCGAGAAACUACUUGCAGGAGAGAUUCGGAACAAGAUCCUUCUACCUGUGAUUUCCAGAGGGGUUACUUCGUGCCGACAGCCGUCUGCAGAAGCACGGUGCAGGUGUCCGCCGACCAGGUGCAGGAUGUGUGGGUUCGCUGCGGCUGGCCCUCCAGCUCCGAGUCUAGCAGCAGCGAAGAGAUGAUUUUUGGAGACAUUUUGGGAUCCUAUAAAUGGAGAAACAAUGAUCAACUAGAUCUCAUUCCUGAUGAACUCAGAAAUGGACAAUUUUAUGAGAGUUCAUCUGAGAUCAUGAGAAGGGCCUUUCCUCCCGGAAGUAGAAGACACCCAGCCCGCCAGUACAGAGCAAGAAUACACUCAGGCUUUGAGUAACAGCCCUGAGUCAAGACAGCAUUCUCGAUCCCUGGAUGCCAGAGCCAGGCUCAUCCCUUGGAGUCAUGUCCCGCUUUGCCAGUGAGGGCAACGGGUAGUGAGUUUAUUUGCAGAGCUGAGAGAAAGAGACCACAUCUGAGAAACAAAAGAGGUUCUCAUUACUGGUAAUUUUAACACUGGUUUGUACCAGGUCACAGGGCCCUGUUCACCUAGAGGAUGGGUCUAAGCUCCCUGAAGUGGUGCAUGAGGAAUCAAGCCCCCAUCCCCAAUAGCCUUGUCCCCAUCUGUGUGCCCAGCUCCAUCUCCAGCUUCUCUCUGCCUCACACAUCGUGGGAAGAGUCUCACAUAUCUGAUGUUCCCACCAGCUCCAGUCUGUUUCCCAUCUCCAUUUCCAGGCCCUGUUGCUGGAGUGCCACAGCCCAGCACCCCAGCUUCUUCCUUGAGUCCAAACCAUGUGUCUCCUCCUUCAGGAACCCCUUUCUUGCCCAGAUCCACACCUUCCUUGGGACCCUGUACAGGUGCAUCUCUGGAAUUGCAUUUGCCAUGUUGAACUAUAAUUACUUCUGUCUUCUUCACUGGUUUGUGAUUUUUUAAGGCCAAAGGCUAUUACUUAUCAAUCUUUGUAGCCCAAAUAAAUGCUCCAUGUGUAGAUGCUUAUUGAGUGGUUGAGUAAAUAAUGAAUGAAUGAUUUCCCUCUCCAGCCUUGCACCCUCAGAUGACUGCAGCUAUAGCCAGCCUUUCCUCCUUCACUGGCUCAAUUGGUUUCUUCCUUCUCAUCCUCACACCACAAGCACCUCCUUGGACCAACUCAAGUUCCAAUGCACACCUGCAGCCUCACCUUGGGGCUGUCCCUUGUCGUUCCCUUUUUGAGACUGGCGCUUCCUUUCUUGGGCUACAUCUCUGAUCCCAGACACUCAGUGUCCUCCUCUUCUUCCCUGAGGUGUCUCCCACCUAUUUUCUUUUUUCAGGGACCUGGCUUCUUUGCACAGCUAAUGUAGUCUGCCCUGCCAUCUUAGAUCUGUUUACAACAGCUUCUGGGAAUCCUGGGUCCUGCACAUCUGUAGCAAGAAUGAGGAACACAUGCCACCGAGGUCUAAUCCCCCUCUUCCUUCUCUCUUU
Molecule: messenger RNA, 1832 nt
Organism: Choloepus didactylus (southern two-toed sloth)
Lineage: Eukaryota; Metazoa; Chordata; Mammalia; Pilosa; Megalonychidae
Gene: SPP2
Product: secreted phosphoprotein 2
Exons: 8
Coding region: 111-713 (200 amino acids)
Biological process (GO): bone remodeling
Cellular component (GO): extracellular region
Source: RefSeq, a predicted model, not a curated record